AUGGCCACCUCCACAGUGUUGAUCGACACGCUUCAGAUUCAUGGCGACCCCGACUCGGACGCCGCCGACCCAGUCGCCAUCAUCGGCCAGCCGUUUGUGGUCGCUCGCAGGAUCUCCAUUUAUUUCGCGGAGAUCGAUUGCUGGUGCCCCGCGGGGGUCGUCUUUACUUGCGACUCGACGGACGACCGCUUCGACGGCGUCGCCAUCCGCCGCAACGACUCGGGGUCAGCUGCGGGUUCGGACUUGCCCAACGUCAUUCGCGUGUUCGACAGCAAGUGGUACGGCAUGUCGAUCGCAUCCCAGGACGUCAGCGACGUCAACCGCACCCCGAUGACGCUGGACGCUGCUUCUCGGGACGGGCCAGCGCCAGGCGACGCGGUGGACUCGAUGCUGGGGGCUGCGCUGCUGAAGGGUUUUCUGGACGGCCAGGCCUGCCAGGGCGAGCCCGUCCUCGCGCCGAGCGCCUGCUACCCGAGGGACGCCUGCGCCGACGCCUCCGCUGCUCGUGGUGCUUGCUCGCCCACGCGCGGCAGCCAUUGGCUCAAGGUGCUUGCGCUCAGGAGCGCGCUGGACACGUUCGUGGUGAAUGCGUGCGCUUCGUUCAGGCACCCGGAGAUCCCGGUCGGCCUCCGCGGGUUCCCCAGGGGCAUCUCCAGGGUUGUCCAGAGGCCCGAACUGGGCCAGAGCCGGACGGGGCUACAGCUGGCCAUGGACGGCGCUGGCGGCAAGCUCUCCACGGUCCAGGCCGACAUCAUGGCCCGGAUACAGGCUCACGGGCAGGGGGGCCCUCCCCCGGCCGGGCCGCCGCAGGCUGCGCCACAGGCGCCGCCCAGAGCCGCGCCGCAGCAGGAGGCGGCCAGCGGCGGGCCAGAGGACCCUUUCGCCAACUACUCCAUCGGAAACCUGUGCGAGCAGGUGCGCACGCCAGAGCAGCAGAGGCAGUUCGUGAAGCUGCUGGAGGACAGGCAGAGGGUGCUGGCGUCGCAGCAGGCGAAGCUCGAGCAGUUCGUGCUCAUGCUGCGGUCCAAGCAGCCGACGGCCAAGCGCAAGUCCGAGGCCAAUGCUGCCGCUGAAGAGGCCGAGCCGGCCAAGCGCCAGGCCAACCUGUGCAAGCUGUUCAUCAUGGGUGGGUGCCCACGCGGCGACGGCUGCCCAGACAUCCACGCCCACACGCAGGAGGAGGCCGAGGCUAUGCAGGCCGAGAGGGACAAGGCGGCUGAGCAGGUUGUGGCCGCGAUGCAGGCGCAGGAGGCGGCGAUGGUAGCCGCUGCCGCUGCGGCGGCGCAGUCCACAGAAAGCGGAUGGAGCAACGACGAUGGAGGCUGGAGCGGCAACGGCGAUUGGUCGUCUUGGGGCAACGGUGGCGGAUGGUGGGACAGUGGCCCCGACAAGGGCAAGGGCAAGGCGAAGGGCAAGGGCAAGGGCAAGGACGCUUGCGGCAAGAAGGGCGGCAAGGGCAAGUCAAGCUCCAGCCAGGACUGGUCCGGCGGUUGGGGCUCGGGCCCUUCCACUCCAGUGGCGCCGGGCCCGAAGGGCAGCCCGAAGGGCAAGGGCGCAGGAGGGGCCCAAGGCUGGGGCGCCGACGCCGCUGGAGCCGAUGGCUGGGGCGGUGGCGCCGGAGCUCCAGAGGACUACGGUGGCAUCGACAUGGCGGCGAUGCAGCAGGCGGCGGCCGCCGCCGCGAUGCAGCUGCAGGCGACGAUGAUGGGCGGCAAGGGCAAGUGA
Messenger RNA from Prorocentrum cordatum, 1725 nucleotides. NCBI's taxonomy places the organism in Eukaryota, Dinophyceae, Prorocentrales, Prorocentraceae. The record is from the annotation of a GenBank genome assembly.